Molecule: messenger RNA, 2616 nt
Organism: Cucumis melo (muskmelon)
Lineage: Eukaryota; Viridiplantae; Streptophyta; Magnoliopsida; Cucurbitales; Cucurbitaceae
Product: prolycopene isomerase, chloroplastic
Exons: 13
Coding region: 391-2388 (665 amino acids)
Biological process (GO): carotenoid biosynthetic process
Molecular function (GO): carotenoid isomerase activity; oxidoreductase activity
Source: RefSeq, a predicted model, not a curated record
UUUGGAAGAAUAAUGAGGAAAUUCUGCCACAAAUAUUACAUUAGAAGAAGUAAACAAAUAGGAAAUUCCUUAGCCAUUAGCUGAGGGUGAGGAAAAUGGAUUACAAUGCCACCCACUAGCCAAGUAACUGUAGUUCCAACUUUCCAUUGCCCCACACAACAAUCAAUUUCCAAUUCCAUGCAAUUGACUCGAAGCUUUGAUUUGAGCUAAAAACCCAUUUCCUUUUUUGGUUCUGCCAUUAAAGAAGAGCCAAUCGGACGCCCAUUUUGUCUCAUCUUCAAAAGGAAUCAUGGGUUGGAAUCCCUCUGGUUUAUCUCGCUUUGCAGUUUGAAGCGAAAAGUCAGCUCAACUACUGAACUCCUCUCCAUAAUUUGAAGCUGAAGGAUCGAAAUGGUUGAUCUCCGCUCACUUUCCAUUUCAGGCUUGGCGUUCAAUUCUCCAUCUGCUGUUUAUAAUUCCCAUUUCUCCACUGGUUACAAGCUCAGUGACUUGGAUUUGGGAUGUAAAGCUUCUGUGUUUUCUCAUCUGGGAAACGCCCAAACUGUAGAUAGAAACAAACCCAGAUGCCAAAAGCCAAAAUUAAUCUCCAAUAAGAUGUACAGAAAGCUAUGUGUGAUAGAUUCCGAGUUCAAUUGCAAGAAUUUGGGGUUUUCCAAGACUCUACAAUCGAGGAAUAUGAAGCCCAGAAGUUUAGGAGCUAAAUUUGUGGAUACAGGGUGUUCUGGGGCGAAUUUGAGGACUGAAAAGUUCAUUGUGAAGUCAAAUGCGGCAUUGGGUGUUGACGAAACUGUGGAGAUAGAUGGAACGGCAGGAGGCAAGGAGAAAAGCCUAUAUGAUGCUAUUGUUAUUGGGUCAGGUAUUGGGGGUUUGGUUGCUUCUACUCAAUUAGCAGUGAAAGGAGCCAAGGUUUUGGUCUUAGAAAAGUAUGUGAUUCCUGGUGGGAGCUCUGGGUAUUACCAGAAGGAUGGGUAUACUUUUGAUGUUGGGUCUUCUGUAAUGUUUGGUUUCAGUGAUAAGGGAAAUCUAAAUUUAAUUACACAAGCUUUGUCAGCCGUUGGUUGUGAGAUGCAAGUGAUACCUGAUCCAACCACUGUUCAUUUCCAUCUACCAACUAACCUUUCAGUACGGAUUCACAGAGAAUACAGUGAGUUUAUUGCAGAACUUGUCAGCAAUUUUCCCCAUGAAAAAGAUGGAAUCCUCAAAUUUUAUGGGGAUUGUUGGAAGAUAUUCAAUGCUUUAAACUCAUUGGAACUAAAAUCACUGGAGGAGCCAAUAUAUCUUUUUGGACAGUUCUUUCAGAAGCCUCUUGCAUGCCUGACACUUGCAUAUUACUUGCCUCAAAAUGCUGGAGACUUGGCUCGGAAGUACAUUAAGGAUCCCCGUCUGUUGUCCUUUAUUGAUGCAGAGUGUUUUAUCGUUAGCACAGUGAAUGCUUUGCAAACACCAAUGAUAAAUGCGGCCAUGGUUUUAUGUGACAGGCAUUUUGGUGGGAUAAAUUACCCUAUUGGUGGUGUUGGUGGAAUUGCAAAGUCCUUGGCAAGGGGACUGGUUGAUCAUGGAAGCUCAAUAAUGUACAAAGCAAAUGUGACAAAGAUAAUAACUGAAAAUGGCAAAGCUGUAGGCGUGAAGCUGUCUGAUGGAAGGGAGUUCUUUGCUAAAACUAUUGUAUCGAAUGCUACUAGAUGGGAUACCUUUGGAAAGCUGUUGAAAGGAGUGGACCUUCCCAAGGAAGAGGAGAACUUUCAGAAACUUUAUGUUAAGGCCCCAUCUUUCCUUUCAAUUCAUAUGGGAGUGAAAGCUGAGGUUUUACCGCCGGAUACAGAUUGUCACCAUUUUGUGCUUGAGAGUGAUUGGAGAAGGUUAGAGGAGCCAUAUGGAAGCAUCUUUCUGAGCAUCCCGACUGUUCUUGAUCCAUCAUUAGCUCCAGAUGGACGUCAUAUUCUUCACAUUUUUACUACUUCUUCCAUGGAGGAUUGGGAGGGGCUCUCCAGGGAAGAGUACGAAGCAAAGAAGGCGCUGAUAGCAGAUGGAAUUAUCACUAGACUCGAGAAGAAGCUAUUUCCAGGGUUAAAAUCAUCUAUUGAUUUUAUGGAGGUUGGGACGCCAAAGACACACAGGCGAUUCCUAGCCCGUGAUAAUGGUACCUAUGGACCAAUGCCACGAGGCACUCCUAAGGGAUUGCUUGGAAUGCCAUUUAAUACAACUGGUAUAGAUGGGCUGUAUUGUGUUGGUGAUAGUUGCUUUCCUGGCCAAGGAGUAAUUGCUGUAGCCUUUUCCGGAGUGAUGUGUGCACACCGAGUAGCUGCAGAUAUUGGGCUUGAAAAGAAGUCCCCCAUUUUGGAUGCGGCCCUUCUUCGGCUACUUGGUUGGUUGAGGACCUUGGCCUGAAUUUUGAUGUGAGAAUGCACCAUCUUCUUCGUGCCAUAAUAGUUUUCAAGGGUCAGCCGUGUAACAGCUGCGGCAAUAGUUUUUUAGAGAUAGAGCACUAGUAGGCAGGCUCAUAUUCAUACAUUUACAAUAAUCAAUUUGGCGUUGAACAAAACAGGUGUACCAAAAAAGAACAUUUGAACUGAAUGUUUCUCUUAUAGAAAGAAGAAAAAAGAAAAGUUCUCCCAA